UUAACAUCAAGUGUCGUGUUCCGUUCUUCAAACACAUUUUCGACGCCCAGCAACACACACAUCAUGGCCAAACUAUGUCCAGGGGUUGCCCCCGUGAACUUUGCCAAGGCCAAGUCUGAUUACCCGGACCUCCGAUACGCCAUCGAGGCGGUGGAAUCCAAGCCGGUGGCGACGUGGUAUACCGAUCGGAGCCAGUAUCUUGCGGAAGCAAUAGCCACGUUGGCGGCAUGCGCGCCGCGGAACGGACGCCUGGACACGCUACCAACGUUCGUCGUGUACGGCCUACCCAAUAAGGAUUGCCACGGAACGUUUUCAGGCGACGGCGUGAACCAAAAUGCAGCGGAUUACAUGGCAUUCGUGUCGAAAUUGGCGUCGCUGGUUGGAACACAGGAUGCGUUGUACGUGCUGGAGCCGGACGCGAUGGGACUGCUCGCGGAAAGCCCCUCGGCGUGUGGAUGGGACAACAACUACCUGCCCAACAUGGCCAUGGCCGUGAAGUUGCUAACCCAAAACAACCCCGCCGCGAGACUGUACGUGGACGUGGGCUGGUGGACCUUCAAGGAAGACGCGCGCGUGACGUCGCUCGUGGCACUCAUGAAGAUCCUCGCCAAGGCCGGCGCCGUGCGCGGCAUCGUCCUCAACACGUCCAACUACCGGUCCAACGACGAAUUGCUCCAGUGGUGUAAAGUGUUCAUCGACGCCACCCCUGGCAUGAACUUCAAGUGCGUGUUCGACACAUCCCGCAACUACCACGGCGCGUCUCCAACAGGAGAAUGGUGCAAUGCCAACACGGCUGGCAUUGGGCUACCCCCCACCGACCAAACAGGGUCCGACUUGGUCGAGUACUUUUUGUGGCUGAAGACACCAGGACAGUCGGAUGGCGCGUGCAACGUCGGCGUGAGUGCCGACGCGAUGCCCGGGCCGGCCGCCGGCGAAUUUUUCGAAAAAGGGUUCAGCAUGAUGUUUGACAACGGGUUCUUUGUGGAAAAGGGGAUCCUGCCCAAGAUUGGCAAGUACACCGUGGGGAACAGCACGGGAACCAACGGCACGUCCAUCUCGGGCGCGACCAUCGGCAUCGUGGUGGGUGUGGUCGUGGCCGUGGCGGCGCUGGUUCUGGGCGGCGGCAUGUGGAUGAAGAAGCGACACACGAGGAGCAAGAACCCGCCGCGGAAGCAGCCAAACCACAACACGUCACGCCCACGCACGGGAUUGGAGACCAAAGUGUAGGGGUAGUGUACUACGGCUCCGUCUGGAAAUAUAUAUAUAUAUAUAUACGCCAGU
This is a messenger RNA of Aphanomyces astaci, 1281 nucleotides long. RefSeq lists its product as hypothetical. The transcript is spliced from 3 exons. Bases 64 to 1227 code for a protein of 387 amino acids. Gene Ontology annotation, molecular function: hydrolase activity, hydrolyzing O-glycosyl compounds. Lineage: Eukaryota; Oomycota; Saprolegniomycetes; Saprolegniales; Verrucalvaceae. The record is from RefSeq and is a predicted model, not a curated record. Gene Ontology annotation, biological process: cellulose catabolic process.